AGAAGGACGGGGAAGAGGAGCCUGGCACCAGGCACCAGAUCCUGCACUGGGAAGACCGCCCAGCCCCUCGAGCCGGCGAGGAUGAGAGCCCCUUUCCUCUGAGACGUCUGCGCCCGGUCAGGACGGAGCCAUGGACGGGGAGCCGGACCUGCCCAACAUCACCCAGUUCUGGUACUCCUCGGCCUCGCCCUUCCACAACCUCUCCACCGAGACACCUGCCAACGCCUCCCAGAACGUCACCCACAACCACUUCGACCUGACCAGCAACGCCGUCCUCACCCUCAUCUACUUCGUGGUGUGCAUCAUCGGGCUCUGCGGCAACACCCUGGUGAUCUAUGUCAUCCUCCGCUACGCCAAGAUGAAGACCAUCACCAAUAUCUACAUCCUCAACCUGGCCAUCGCCGACGAGCUCUUCAUGCUGGGGCUGCCGUUCUUGGCCAUGCAAGUGGCGCUGGUCCACUGGCCCUUUGGCAAAGCCAUCUGCCGGGUCGUCAUGACGGUGGACGGGAUCAACCAGUUCACCAGCAUCUUCUGCCUCACCGUCAUGAGCAUCGACCGGUACCUGGCCGUGGUCCAUCCCAUCAAGUCUGCCAAGUGGAGGCGGCCUAGGACGGCCAAAAUGAUCAACGUGGCCGUGUGGGGGCUCUCUCUGUUGGUCAUCAUGCCCAUCAUGAUCUACGCCGGGGUGCAGAGCAAUCACGGGCGCAGCAGCUGCACCAUCAUCUGGCCGGACGAGUCCGGCGCAUGGUACACGGGCUUCAUCAUCUACGCCUUCAUCCUGGGCUUCCUAGUGCCCCUCACCAUCAUUUGCCUUUGCUACUUAUUCAUCAUCAUCAAGGUCAAGUCCUCCGGCAUCCGAGUGGGCUCCUCCAAAAGGAAAAAGUCGGAGAAGAAAGUUACCCGGAUGGUCUCCAUUGUGGUCGCCGUCUUCAUCUUCUGCUGGCUCCCCUUCUACAUCUUCAACGUCUCCUCCGUCUCCGUCCUGAUCGUGCCCACGCCCGCCCUCAAGGGCAUGUUCGACUUUGUCGUGGUCCUCAGCUACGCCAACAGCUGUGCCAACCCCAUCCUCUACGCCUUCCUGUCCGACAACUUCAAGAAGAGCUUUCAGAACGUCCUCUGCCUGGUGAAGGUCAGUGGCAUGGACGAUGCGGACAGGAGCGACAGCAAGCAGGAUAAAUCUAGGCUAAACGAGACCACGGAAACCCAAAGGACCCUCCUCAAUGGGGAUCUGCAGACCAGCAUCUAA
This is a messenger RNA of Alligator sinensis (Chinese alligator), 1246 nucleotides long. It is a transcript of the gene SSTR2, whose product is annotated as somatostatin receptor 2. Lineage: Eukaryota; Metazoa; Chordata; Crocodylia; Alligatoridae. Gene Ontology annotation, biological process: cellular response to estradiol stimulus; cellular response to glucocorticoid stimulus; neuropeptide signaling pathway. The transcript has 2 exons. Gene Ontology annotation, molecular function: somatostatin receptor activity; neuropeptide binding. Gene Ontology annotation, cellular component: neuron projection; membrane. Bases 131 to 1246 code for a protein of 371 amino acids. The record is from RefSeq and is a predicted model, not a curated record.